This is a messenger RNA of Cercospora beticola, 1866 nucleotides long. Its product is annotated as pepsin-like aspartic protease. Gene Ontology annotation, biological process: proteolysis. Gene Ontology annotation, molecular function: aspartic-type endopeptidase activity. The record is from RefSeq and is a predicted model, not a curated record. NCBI's taxonomy places the organism in Eukaryota, Fungi, Ascomycota, Dothideomycetes, Mycosphaerellales, Mycosphaerellaceae.
GCCUUGAAGAGGCUUGGUUCGCGUCUCUCGUGCAGCAAGCGCAGGUCGUGAUGCGCGCCUGGCCGUCGUUUGACAAGCAUCUCAUAUGCCAGCAUAGGUGCAGCUUCUUGACAUCUGCUCAGCUUAUCAGCUAGGAUCGUUGAAUAACAAGGAUCAUGCGCUCCCUGGCAGCGCUGCCUUUGCUCUUGACUUCCACCAGUGCUCUGCCUGAGCUCUCCAUCUCGAAGCGAGAUCGACACACCGGAGGACAGACGGACCUUUCUGCACGAGGAGUUCCAGCGCGUUCGCGUUUGACACCGCGGCAAGAUGGAUUCAUCGAGACCAACAUCUUCGACGUCUUAGCUUGGAGCUCUGGAGGCGCAUAUUACGCCAACUUAACUGUCGGUACGCCUCCACAGCCCCAGACAGUCAUCCUAGAUACAGGAUCGUCUGACCUGUACUUCGAUGCCUCUUCUGCGAGCACGUGUGAAGAUCCACCAACGGCAACACAAGCCUGCGAGGGCGGCACGUUCGAUUCGUCAAAGUCAAGCACAUACCGGGAGGUACACGCCGCGCCCGCCUUCAAUACGUCUUUUGGCGAUGGCUCCACGGCCUUGGGUCCAUACGGUUCCGAUGUUGUUGGAAUUGGGCAUGUGCUCAUCUCGCCUGUGCAGUUCGGCGUGGCCACUACCGUGGACAGCACCACUGGUUUCUCCCUCGGCCUCAUGGGGCUCGGUUACAGUAACAACGAGGCCGUCACGUCGCAACGUAACUUUUACCAGAACAUGCCCGAGGUUCUCAAAGAUGCAGGAGAGAUCAACUCAAGACUGUACUCGGUUUUCUUGAAUGGUGCAAAUGCUGGCUCUGGGACAAUCCUAUUUGGCGGCAUUGACACCUCAAAGUACACUGGUUCGCUUGCGACAGUCAACUUCCUCCCGCAGUUCUAUGAUGGUCAGGAAUUGCCUCUCAAUUUCAUCACAACCGUGACCGCGGCGAACAUUUCCUUGGGUGGGCAGACUGCACAGCUGUGGAGCGGUGGCUCGCCCGGCGUGGAGGCAUAUAACCGCGAUGACCCUGCUCUACCAGUUCUGCUGGACACCGGAAGUACUGCUUGGUCAAUUCCACAGCGGUAUUUUCUCAACUACAUAGAGCCCAACUUCGACUUUGUGGACAGAAGCGGAAUAUGCUCUUGUGAGUACGCCAAAUCUGGACCUUCUCUUUCUCUAGAGUUUGGAGGCAAGGUCACCAUCACGGUCACGCCAGAUCAAUUCAUCGUCCCGAUCAUCGACCCUACAACGAGGAAGCCCCAGCGCUACGAUAACAAAGGCAACGAAGCUUGUAUCUUCCUCCUUGCUCCGGACACUUCUGGACAGCCAUUCCUCACUCUGGGCGAUGCCGUACUUCGGAGCAUGUAUGUGGUCUUUGACCUCGACAACGGCCAAGGUUCGAUCGCACAAGCUGCAACCAAUCCUGGAAGUCCAAAUAUCGUGACGGUUCAAGCCGGCCCAACAGGAGUCGCUGCAGCAGUCUCAGGAGUCAACACUGCGCCUGCCAACACAGUGAAAGCACCUGGCGAGGUACAGUCUGGCACGGUCGCCUACUCAGUUGCCACAGCUGCGACGCCUAUCGGAACUGCUACCGGCGCAGGUGCUGUGCCGGCAAAUGCUCAAGUUGUUGGAGGGUCCGGGACUGGAUCUUCGAGUGAAUCAUCGUCUGCUGCUGCGACUGUACUUAGCAUCCCAGGCGCUGAUUUCACUGCACUUGGGGUCGCGGCUAUUUGGACGGCUGGCAUCGCGCUAGGCGCGAGUUUGAUGCUUUGAUGACAAUGAGACGACAGAACCUGAAAUACAGACAGCAUUAAUUCUACAGCUUCAAUGAGAUUCUGGC